GAGCUUGUUGUGUCUUGGAGAAAAAGCUUUCUUCUUUAGUUUAGAUCGUAACUCAAAUCCCUAGCAUUCGGAAUAUCUGCAAUCCUCCUCUGUAACUGUAACAGAAGCCGGAAGAAAAUAUGAGCAGAGGAAGUGGAGGUGGCUACGAUCGUCACAUUACCAUCUUCUCGCCAGAGGGUCGCCUCUUCCAAGUGGAGUAUGCGUUUAAGGCUGUGAAAGCCGCUGGGAUCACUUCGAUUGGUGUCCGUGGAAAGGACUCUGUGUGUGUUGUUACUCAGAAGAAAGUUCCGGACAAGCUUCUGGAUCAGACUAGUGUUACCCAUCUUUUCCCCAUUACCAAGUACCUUGGUUUGUUGGCCACCGGCAUGACAGCUGAUGCAAGGACCUUGGUCCAACAAGCUAGAAAUGAGUCAGCAGAGUUUCGGUUCAGAUAUGGAUAUGAAAUGCCUGUGGAUGCAUUGGCCAAAUGGAUUGCAGACAAAUCACAGGUCUAUACUCAGCAUGCUUAUAUGAGACCUCUAGGAGUUGUUGCCAUGGUCUUGGGUAUUGAUGAGGAGAAUGGACCCCAACUGUACAAGUGUGAUCCAGCUGGCCACUUCUAUGGCCAUAAGGCUACAAGUGCUGGAUCAAAAGAACAAGAGGCAAUCAAUUUCUUGGAAAAGAAAAUGAAGAAUGACCCUUCAUUCUCUUAUGAGGAAACAGUGCAGACUGCUAUUUCUGCAUUGCAAUCCGUUCUUCAAGAGGACUUCAAGGCUACUGAGAUAGAGGUUGGCGUGGUCAGAGCAGAUAACCCCGUUUUCCGAGUCUUGUCAACUGAGGAAAUUGAUGAACAUUUGACAGCCAUCAGCGAGCGUGAUUGAUGUAAAAUCAAGAUCAUGAGUAAUUAAGACUCCUUGUUAAGCAUUUCAUGGGGUUUGAGAUAAACAAGGAGAGGAUUAUAGUUUGAAAUUAUGUUGUCCUCACCGUUGAAGUUUCAAAUUCAAGACAUUUCUUGAAUCAUGUUUCUUAAUUUCAAUCAAAAUGAUUCUGAUUGUUU
Rubroshorea leprosula is the source of this 1036-nucleotide messenger RNA. Lineage: Eukaryota; Viridiplantae; Streptophyta; Magnoliopsida; Malvales; Dipterocarpaceae. The record is from the annotation of a GenBank genome assembly.